Molecule: messenger RNA, 609 nt
Organism: Anisakis simplex (herring worm)
Lineage: Eukaryota; Metazoa; Nematoda; Chromadorea; Rhabditida; Anisakidae
Source: the annotation of a GenBank genome assembly
AUGUGUGAACGAAGUUUGUUCAUAUUUGACGAAGUGGAUAAGAUGCCACCGACAGUAAUGAAUGCAAUAAAACCGUUCAUUGACCACUAUGAACACUUGGAGGGAAUUGAUUAUCGAAAGAGUGUGUUCAUCUUUCUGAGUAAUUCUGGUGGUAAUGAAAUAACCGAAAAAACGCUAAAACAUUACCAAUCUGGUGAACUGCGUGAAAAGAUCACACUGAAUGAAAUGGAGAAAGUUCUUAUACCGAGUGCAUUUAACGCUGAUGGUGGUUUAAAAAUGAGUGAGCUGAUUUCAACGCAUUUGAUCGAUCAUUUCAUACCGUUUCUACCGCUGGAAAGGCGGCAUGUUCUAUUGUGUAUUCGAGACUAUAUGAAAUCACACAAUUUCACACCGACUGAUGAACGAAUCGCAAAAAUUGCUGACUCCUUACAGUAUUUCCCCAAAUCGGACCCGAUCUAUUCGUCGUCCGGAUGCAAGAGGGUUGCGCAAAAAACCGAACUCUUGAUAUCAGCCGAACGAGCGAAGGAACGAGAACGUUUACGAAGAUUGAAUUCACUUGAUGAUAAUGAUGAUGAUAAGACUGAUCAUAUCGAUGAUGAUUCACUUUGA